GAUGAAUACGGAAACACGGCUCUGCACAAGGCGUGUUCACAAGGGUCAAAGGAAUGUGUGAAACACCUGUUAACCCACGGCGCAAGUGUACACUGCGUCAACAAAGCUGGAAAGCUGCCUUUCGAUAUAGCAUAUGAGAAGCUCGACCAGGAAACCUGUAACUUAUUG
This is a messenger RNA of Guillardia theta CCMP2712, 168 nucleotides long. RefSeq lists its product as hypothetical. The record is from RefSeq and is a predicted model, not a curated record. NCBI's taxonomy places the organism in Eukaryota, Cryptophyceae, Pyrenomonadales, Geminigeraceae. The annotation marks the transcript as partial. The transcript has a single exon. Gene Ontology annotation, molecular function: protein binding.